Messenger RNA from Macrosiphum euphorbiae (potato aphid), 342 nucleotides. The record is from the annotation of a GenBank genome assembly. Lineage: Eukaryota; Metazoa; Arthropoda; Insecta; Hemiptera; Aphididae.
AUGCAAAUUAACUCAAUAGACUUGUUAAUUAAGUCUCCGUGGAUUUCUAUUAAAGGUACUAAAUACAAACCUAAAAUGGUACUAACUCUUAGUAUAGAAGAAAAUGAACUCCCUAAAUUUUGUAUAAUAGAGCACAUCAUUCUAUAUGACAGUAAAUAUGUCAUGUAUAAGUGUUUAGAACUUGAUACAAUUUUGUUUGAUGAACAUUUAGUUUCUUAUGAGGUAAAAGUAGUGAAUAGUAACCAAUUUGUGUACCAUCAUAUGUUGCCUUUCUUUAUUCCAAAUAAUAUAAAUAUAUUACUCGAUGGAUGUAAAUAUGUAACAGUUAGAAGUAGCAUUUAG